UGGCAUUGUCCGCCUUGUCCACUACACAACACAACAAUACUUUGAACGGAUGCAAGCAACUCGGAUUCCUAACGCUCAGAAUGAGAUAACAACCACCUGUCUCACGUAUCUCUCGUUCGAUGCGUUCAGCCAAGGCCCGUGUCAAAGCGAGAAAGAUCUAGAAUCCAUGGUGCAGCACAAUGUUCUAUUCGACUACUCGGCUCGGUACUGGGGUGACCAUGCACGUGGACAGGUAGAAGAAGAUUGCAAAGCUGCGAUACAGAAAUUUCUCCAGGAUGAUUCAAAAGUCGCCUGUGCCAGCCAGUUACCACUGGUAGAUCUGAAGUAUCGUUGU
Molecule: messenger RNA, 334 nt
Organism: Serpula lacrymans var. lacrymans S7.9
Lineage: Eukaryota; Fungi; Basidiomycota; Agaricomycetes; Boletales; Serpulaceae
Exons: 2
Source: RefSeq, a predicted model, not a curated record